This is a messenger RNA of Aedes albopictus (Asian tiger mosquito), 3126 nucleotides long. RefSeq names its product zinc finger protein 37. Gene Ontology annotation, molecular function: RNA polymerase II cis-regulatory region sequence-specific DNA binding; zinc ion binding; DNA-binding transcription factor activity, RNA polymerase II-specific. Gene Ontology annotation, biological process: regulation of transcription by RNA polymerase II. The transcript is spliced from 5 exons. Bases 114 to 2426 code for a protein of 770 amino acids. The record is from RefSeq and is a predicted model, not a curated record. Gene Ontology annotation, cellular component: nucleus. NCBI's taxonomy places the organism in Eukaryota, Metazoa, Arthropoda, Insecta, Diptera, Culicidae.
CUUUGAUGGAUCCGCGUCGUUUGCUACCAGAGUGGUUCCGUUUUCCGUGAUCUUAAUUGAGCCAAGUUUCCUGAAUAAAUUAUUGUGCUCUUCGCCAACGCACCAGCAUCGUUAUGGCCCCCCGCAAGGGUCGGAUGUGUAGGCUAUGCCUCUCGACAACUGCCAUUCUGCGGUCGAUUUUCACCAUCUUCCGGAACUAUAAUCUGGUGUUCAUCAUUCGGGACUUGGUCAAGCUGGAGAUAAAGGAGGAUGAUAAAUUGCCGAAAUCCAUCUGCAAAUCGUGUGCGGUCAAAUUGAUUCGGAUGCGCGACAAUGCGACGCUGUUCAUCGACAGUGACCGGAAGUUGCGCGAUAAACUGGCGGAGGUGGAUGGUGCCGAAGUGAGUUGGGACGAUGCGGUGAACGAGCUGGGACAAACUCGGAAGAGAAAAUACACCAAACGAGCGGAUAAUGACGAUGACUCUCUGGACGGGGGUGGCGCUGAAGUGGAUCGUGAGGAAAGCGACGACGAUAAGACUGAACGAUUGGUUAAGAAGGAGCUGGUGGAGUGUGAUGGACCAGAUAAAAAGGCCGGAGGCAAUCAUUUAAUUGAAUUCAGCAAUGUGAAAGAAGAGAUUGUGGACAGCGAUGAAGAUGACGAUCUUCCCCUUAAAAUCCUGUCAAUAUCAGUCGGCAGUGAAGUUUUGGAUGGCGUCGUAAAGCACGAGGUAAAACCAGCAAUUGCUGCCGAUGGGUGUAAGAAAGAAGUGAACCCACCGGAGAGCUCUUUUUCGCCAACACCGUUGGACAAGGUCGAAGCUGAUGAUAAAAAUGACGAAAGCGAUUUCGACGACCCGGUUGCCCUAAGUCCGAUGCAAACCGAUGAUGACAGUGACUAUGAGGCUCCCCAGAAAAGAACCCGUGCUACUCGAAACUCCAAGAAACCGGUUCCAGAAACACAGCCAAAAGCAAAGAGAGCCUAUAGAAGGCGGGUGAAGGUGGAAAGCGAUAUAGAACUAUCGGAUGUCGAAGAAGAUGGAGACGACGAAGAAAAAGACAAGACCUUUGAAAUUGACGUCGAAAUCAAGAGACGUUCGAAAAGUGAUGAAAUCGAAGGGUCAGAUGAUGAAGUAAAGGUAAAGAAGAAACGGGGUCGCAAAAAGGGAACAAAGCUGGUGAAGGAUCCCAACAAACCAGUUCAGAAACGAAAAUCUGGUGGAAGGCCACGGAAGUUGCCGAUUAUUACGGGCCCGGUUCCUACGAUGCACGAUUACAAGUGCUACAUUUGUAAUAGCGAGUCCCUGGGAUGUAAGAAGGCCUUACUGGAACACUUUUCGACCCACGUUGACAAAAUUCCAUUCACGUGCAAGGAGUGCGUCAUGGAAACGGUCGUCAUCAAUCGGGUGAGGGGUCUGAACAGUCACAUGAAGAUGCAUGCCCAGCCGGUUAAGUGUGACUACUGCGACCGUCGGUACAGUAAUUCGGCCGGGAAAUAUUACCACACCCAGGUGUUUCACUUGGGUCUUGGCGCUCCCUGUCAGGUUGAAUGCGAAAUUUGCGGUAAAACUUGCGGGUCGCAGAAUGCUCUGAAGUCGCACAUGAAGUAUCACACGACGAAACUGAAGUGCAGCAAGUGCGAUAUGGUGUUCAAUCAUCCGAACAAACGAAGAAAUCACGAGCGGUUGCACGAUGAAAACCGCGGAAUGGAGUGUGUGAUCUGUAAGAAGGUUCUACAAAGUCUGGAAUCAUACGAUGUGCAUUUAAAGAAGCACAGUCAGGAACGCAGCUUUCAGUGUAAUCUGUGUUCGAAAAAGUUUGCCACGUCAUGCAAUCUUAUUACGCAUCUGAAGGUGCAUGCCAAGAACGACAAUUACCGUCCGGCAAAAUCCUGGAUCGAGCAUUAUACCGUACUGAGCCGUGACCCGAUGCACUUUAAAUGCAAUCACUGCGACCGUUACAACACCGAUAAAGUCAACAACAUGAUCUCGCAUCUGCAGGCGCAUUUCAAAGAGUACGAGUGUGAUCAGUGCAAGCACAAAUUUGCCACGGCUAAACAGCUGAGGGCACAUUACACCACCCACACCGGGGACAAACCGGAGAAGUGCAAAUACUGCGAGAAGGUGUUCUCCACCAAGAACAAUUUGCGAAUCCACCUGAAAGCAUCGCAUCCCGAGUGGGUUCCCCAGAGGCAGCAGGCACCGACCGUUACUGUAACUCAGCCUCAAGGCGCUAAUCCGGCAGCAAUACCGGCAACGGUAGUCACAAUGGUUCCAACGGCAGAGCCUGAACCACUACCGCCGGCCACCACUCCGAAUUCGGACAUUUUCGACGCGACAAGCAGUAACAGUGGAUUCGGUAUGAUAAACCAGCAGCACGUUCAACUCCAACAGCGUACGCAAAUGCUACCGCAUCAGCCGGUAGCAAAUCUGAACAUUCUCAGAAGUUAAGGUAAGUACAUGGUAAAAUUAAUGGGCCGCUAAGCUCUAGGUAGUCUUAGAACAUCAUAAUGAAUCAUAUUUAUAGUCGAUAUAAUGUGGCUCAUUGCGUGUGAUACGUCACAGUCCAUUCAGCACUAACGAGCCUGGAUAAAACAAAGAGAAGAAACGUCAAAAUUGGAAUAGUCGAUCUAGUGUCAUCCCCAUAGUUCCAAUCGAGCAGGAGACCUGUCAAAACGACAAGGAUUCUCCACUUUGGUAUACUCGAGACACUUUAUUCAGCACUAGGCGUUUAAGGGCGAACGGGACGAUCGAGGAAAUAUCCGCCAUUGCUAUGUCGCUACUAAGAUGGUAAUCUCAGAUUCUAAUUCACAUUUUGCAACAAAAACAAAGGCGUCCCAUAUCACCUUAAAAAGGGUUACAUUUUUCUUGUUUGUCCUUCAUGUAUCUUCCUCUUUACCUUUCCUCGGCCCCGUUUUAAUGUGUGUGCCCAUUUUCGCUUGCUGGCUCUUGGCAUUGUCCCUGUAAGGUAGGAGUAUGCCGCCGUCUAAAACCGAUUGCAAGAAAGAUCGCGGGGUAAUAUCAGGAUGGAUUCAUGGGUGAACCAGAUGUUCACCAUCCGCCAGGUGUUGCAGAAAUGCCGCGAAUACAGCGUGUCCACACAACACUUGUUCAUUGAUUGUUAUUAUUGUUAUUAUUAUUAUUAUUAUUA